UCUGCUGCUGGGUUUUAAGCACAAUUCAAAGUCAAGUGUAGUUUUUUAACGAGUCAGCCUCCGGAGAACCGAGCCGAGCACUCAAACCCCCCAGUAGCCGAAAAAGAGCUCAGUUUGUGGGAUAUAGAGUGUUCAGAAGAGCCGCUAAGAACCAGGCGGUACCGGGGACAUAUAACCGGCUGUGUGUGCCAUGUUUUUCUAACGGAUUAUUUGAUGAAGCCGACACCUGCAGGAUGAAUGGAUAUGAAUCUCCAGCUCUUGCAUCCAGCAUCUUCGGCUCCUACAGCUCCCAGACCAACGGCCAUGGCUCUCCUGAGCCUCCUAAAAAUAAAGCCAAGUCCGGUGCCAAAGUUCUCUACGAACAACGAAAACACUUGACCAAAACCAGCAUCAACAGCCUGACGGACACGUCGCAGUACCACGUGGAGCACCUGACCACGUUCGUGUUGGACCGUAAAGACGGGAUGAUCACGGUGGAGGACGGCGUCCGGCGUCUCCGUCUGCUGGACGCCAAAGGAAAGGUCUGGACUCAGGAGAUGCUGCUGCAGGUGGAGGAGAAGACAGUCAGCCUCAUAGACCAGGAGACCAAGAACGAGUUGGAGAACUUCCCCAUCGGGACGGUGCAGCACUGCCAGGCGGUGAUGAACGCCUGCAGCUACGACUCCAUCUUGGCUCUGGUGUGUAAAGACUCGGCACAGAGCAAACCGGACCUGCACCUGUUCCAGUGUGACCACAUCAAGGCGAAUCUGAUCCACGCAGGCGUAGAGAGUGCCGUGAUCGAUGCCAAAGGAGGCAAAGUGAAGAAGAGACCGGAUGUCUGCAGGAUGAUCCUGAAGAGUGACGGGGUCAUCCCCCCUCCCCCCGCUGCUCCCGCCCCUGAACCACCGGCAUCGUCCAAUCAGAUGGACGUAAAGAGUCGAGCUGCCGCCUGGUCAGCCUGGACCAAUGAGCAGCAAGACUAUGAGAGGCAGCAACAGAUACCAGACGAGGACGGAGAGAUGGACCCUGCAGCCAGAGUGGACCGAGACGUGCAAAUCCUGAACCACGUCCUGGACGACAUUGAGUUCUUCGUCACCAAACUUCAGAAGGCCGCCGAGGCAUUCGGCGAACUCUCCAAGAGGAAGAAGGUCAAGAAAGGCAAGAAGAAAGGUCCGGGAGAGGGCGUCCUGACUCUGCGCUCCAAACCUCCCGGCGAGGACGAGUUUGUUGACUGUCUGCAGAAGUUUAAACACGCCUUCAACCAGCUGGGGAAACUGAAGGAUCACAUCCAGAACCCGAGUGCCGUGGACCUGCUUCACUUCCUCUUCUCUCCCCUCCGCAUGGUGGUCCAGGCAUCGGGCAGCGUGGAUCUGGCUCGCAGCGUUGUGGUUCCUCUGCUGACCCGAGACGCCAUCGACUUCCUGCACGCCGCGGGGACGGCCGAGGAGAGACACCUGUGGGUCACCCUGGGAGACGGCUGGACCAAAUGCAGGCUGGAGUGGCCCAAGGAUCAUUACUUCCCCCCGUGUGUGCUGAGGUUUCGGGACGGCUGGGAGCCCCCGGCGUUCCCGGCCAGAGAACCGGAGCUGACCCAGCUGGCCGAGAGUCUCUCCAACGCUGAGGUCCAGAGACAAGACGAGCUCAGGACCAGACUGGAGUCGGCGCUGCAGACCUUCCCUCCAGCAGAUGGGUACGGUUUCUCAAACGCCUCGUACAAGCAACUGAUCCUGGAUCAGGACUCGGCCACCGCGGCGUUUAGGCAGGCUGCCGGCCGCCGCGUAGACCGGAGUUUCGAUGCCGACAGCAGAGUCCAACCAAACCUGUUUGCCAAAUCUAAAUAUGACUUUGUGGCGAGAAACAACACGGAGCUGUCGGUCCUCAAAGACGAGGUCGUCGAGGUGGUUGACGACAGGAAGCAGUGGUGGAAGGUCCGUAACGGCUGCGGGGUGUCCGGCUACGUGCCAAACAACAUCCUGGAGAUCACCAAAGCCGUGGACAUCACCGGCAGAGGAGAGCCCAUCUACAGCCACACCAUCCAGCAACUACUGGGAGAGUUGAACGAGAAGCAGACCACCAGGACCGACUACAUCGCCAGUAAACCGGUAGCGACUCCCAUGCCGCCCCCACCGGCGCCCACGCCUCCACCGCUGGCGCCCACCAGGCUCCCCACGCCACCGCUGCCUCCGCCCGCCCCCCCCGAGCCCGCCAGGCCUGCCACGGGCAGCGCCGUCAGCCGCCAGAACAGCACCGCGUCCAGCGACGUCGGCAGCGUCGCCAUGAGGGAGAACAGCAACCAGAGACUGCCGCCGGCUAACCGCAGGAAAUCCAACAUGGAGGAGGUUCAGGACGAGCUGAUGCACAGACUGACUUUGGGUCGCAGCGCUCAGAAGAAGAUUCCGGUUUCUUCUCGCGGCGGCGGCAGCCUGCCGUCCAACAGCAUCAGCUACGACUCGUCUCCUGCCGACGUCAAGGCCUGGCUGACGGCCAAAGGCUUCAGCCCAGUCACCAUCACCAGCCUGGGCGUCCUGACCGGAGCUCAGCUGUUCUCUCUCAACAAGGAGGAGCUGAAGACGGUUUGUCCCGACGACGGCGCUCGAGUCUUCAGCCAGGUCACCGUCCAGAAGGCCGCCCUGGAGAAGAGUUCAGGCUCUGAGCUCCAGGAGAUCAUGAGGAGGCGGCAGGAGAAACUGGCGGCCAGCACCUGGGACUCAGGGGUGGAGUCUUUUGACGAAGGCAGCACCCACUGAUCUCCACACGGCUCCCUCCCUCCCUCCCUCCCUCCCUCCCUCCCUCC
Messenger RNA from Perca flavescens (yellow perch), 2773 nucleotides. It is a transcript of the gene eps8a, whose product is annotated as EGFR pathway substrate 8a, signaling adaptor. Gene Ontology annotation, cellular component: ruffle membrane; vesicle; plasma membrane. Gene Ontology annotation, molecular function: actin binding. NCBI's taxonomy places the organism in Eukaryota, Metazoa, Chordata, Actinopteri, Perciformes, Percidae. Gene Ontology annotation, biological process: regulation of Rho protein signal transduction; Rho protein signal transduction; positive regulation of ruffle assembly. The transcript has 22 exons. The coding region runs from base 234 to 2726 and encodes 830 amino acids. The record is from RefSeq and is a predicted model, not a curated record.